UGCUAAGCAACGGCUAAACGAAUUAGAAUUACUUAAAUAUUUCGACAAAACAAAUACUACUGUCUAAUUUUUCUUUUGCAAAAUAUCUCGCCAACAUAUGAUAUAAUAAUUAAUAGUGCUUAUUAUGGAUACUUCGACAUGGAUGGACGUUGCAUUACAAAAAGCAGAGGAAUCUUUAAGAGCUGGUGAAGUCCCGGUUGGUUGUUUAUUUAUAUAUAACAACCGAAUAAUUGCGACGGGCAAUAAUACAGUAAAUGAAACUUGUAAUGCAACUCGUCAUGCCGAGAUAAAUUGCAUCGACCAAGUCUUAAAGUUCUGUAAGGAGAAAUGCAUGGACUACGAAGCGGUGUUUCGUAAUCUAGAUGUAAUUGUCACGGUAGAGCCGUGCAUAAUGUGUGUGUCUGCAUUACUUCAAUUACAAGUACGCAGUAUUAUAUACGGCUGUAAGAACGAUCGAUUUGGUGGUUGUAUCAGUGUGCUCGAAGUACCAAAGUUUUACGAUUCAAAAAUAAUGAUAAAAGGAAAUGUAAAAGGAGAAGAAGCCAUGAAGUUACUCCAAGAUUUUUAUAAAGGUGUCAAUCCAAAUGCGCCUGAAUCAAAAGUCAAAAAAGAUCGUAAAACACACACACACGCUAAAGGAACUUCGUCAACGGAGAACGAAUAAUCUUACAAUUUUUUUUUUAAUUCUACAUUUGUAUGCGAAAUGUUUUCCUAUAUAUUUAUUUGGUAUAUUAUACAGAGUACGCGCGCGUUUUCAAUAAUUAAGUACAUGAUACGUUGA
Messenger RNA from Cyphomyrmex costatus, 781 nucleotides. Its product is annotated as tRNA-specific adenosine deaminase 2. The transcript is spliced from 2 exons. The record is from RefSeq and is a predicted model, not a curated record. Bases 125 to 664 code for a protein of 179 amino acids. Gene Ontology annotation, molecular function: tRNA-specific adenosine-34 deaminase activity. NCBI's taxonomy places the organism in Eukaryota, Metazoa, Arthropoda, Insecta, Hymenoptera, Formicidae. Gene Ontology annotation, biological process: tRNA wobble adenosine to inosine editing. Gene Ontology annotation, cellular component: nucleus; cytoplasm.